Molecule: messenger RNA, 879 nt
Organism: Pocillopora verrucosa
Lineage: Eukaryota; Metazoa; Cnidaria; Anthozoa; Scleractinia; Pocilloporidae
Source: RefSeq, a predicted model, not a curated record
AUGUUCUUCUUGCUGGUCUCUCUGUUGGUAAUUGAUGCAGUAUUAGCAGGCCCCCGCGGAGGACCUCAGUGGGGCUAUGGGAAGUCCAAAAAUCUCACACUUGGCCCCACUGAUUGGUAUAAGAUCGCUCCCCAGUGCGCAGGUACGGCCCAGUCCCCCAUCGACCUUGACUGUUAUUCAUUGAAAAGCAACAUAUGGGAAGAAAAUCUAGCAAUCGAUUUUGAUAACGAGGGUGGUCUUGUAAUUGGAUCAUUUACUAAUAAUGGCCAUUCCCCUACCCUUGCAAUUGAAAAAUCUCUCGGAUCUGCCACCCUCAGUGGGGGUCCUGUGGGGGAUACUGUGUUCCAACUGGAGCAAUUUCACUUCCACUUUGGAUGUUCAUCAUUCCAAGGCUCAGAGCACACAGUAUCUGGAAGUUCAUAUCCUGUUGAGGCACACUUCGUGUUUUAUAACACAAGUUACACAGAUUUUGCAAGGGCCGCUGAUAAGGCUGAUGGACUCACCGUGGUUGGUGCUUUUUUUGAGCUGGGUUCGGAGCCGAAUGGAAUUUUAAGCAGAUUGCAAAGCAAGUUUGAAAUGAUCGUCGCAGAAGGGAGAAGUGUCCCAGUGGUAGAAACAGACAAAAUUUUUUUGAAAGAUCUAGUACCUGCAUUUAACAAUGGUUCGCCUUACUACACUUACCAAGGAUCCCUUACCACCCCUCCCUGCUUCGAAUCUGUACGAUGGAUUGUGUUGUCAGAAACUGCACCAUUUAGUCCAUCCCAGCUUAUAAUGUUCAAUCGGCUCCAGUCUUCCACUGGUUACGGUGAUGGAAAGAUGUGCAACAACUUCAGACCAGUACAACCAAGGAAAGGGAGAGAUGUGUUCCUGAUUUAUUAA